UUAUUUUUCAAACAGGAUGUUAUCAGCAACGACGAGAUGAUCUCUGAUGCCUUUGACAUGGCUCUCGUUGAUGAUGUUUGGCUCGAGGUAGACUGCAAGAUGAUCACGGUCAAUCAUGGCGCCAACAUCGGUUUGUUACGCACAUCUGGUGGCUUGUGCCCUCUUAGUAACAGAGAACUUACAGAAUCAUAGAUAUUGGUGCCAACGCUUCAACCGAGGAGGCUGGUGAGAAGCUUGAGGAUGGGCAACAACUUGUUAAUGACGUUAUUCACUCCUUCGGUCUAAUCGAGACUGCUUUUGAUAAGAGUUCCUAUAAGACCUACAUUAGGGGUAAGGUGCGCUUUUAGUGCUAUAAAAUCUCGCACAUAACGAACACAACAAGGACUAGUCACCGUGAGGGUCCGCUGCUAUGAGUGGUUGGCUUCACAUCUUUGGAACGACCGUGACACAAAGUUGUCUUGAAGAGCCCUCGCGGACAAUGAAGGCCAUACUAAUCGGCCUUGUCGUGUUCGUUAUGUGCGAGAUUCUACGGCAGUUCUCUGUUUGAAUUUUCUAACAUCUAUAUUGGUAGGUUACUUGAAAAACGUCAAGAAGUACCUUGAAGAUAGUGGAGCCCCACCAGAAGAGAUCAAGACGUUCCAGGCCGGCGCUCAGCGGGUUUUGACGACCAAAUUUGGGAACGAAAUGUUUGAGGGCAACGGAAGCUGGAAGUUCUACAUUGGUGAGAGCAUGAACGUGGAUGGAAUGUGGGUUUUUCUGCCUCCGCCUUGCCAUCGGUUAUUAACGCUAUCCUCUUCGUAAAAAAUAGGGUUGUUCUCCAUAAUUAUAAGGGGGACGAGGGUGACAUUGCAGGGUACUUGGUUUUCUGGAAGCAUGGCCUCAAAGGGGAGAAGGUUUAA
Messenger RNA from Tuber aestivum (summer truffle), 899 nucleotides. The record is from the annotation of a GenBank genome assembly. NCBI's taxonomy places the organism in Eukaryota, Fungi, Ascomycota, Pezizomycetes, Pezizales, Tuberaceae.